UUUAUGCAGGUUGGUACAGACAUCAGAUACCCAGUGAGUCUCUUACCAUCAACACCUCCACCAUCAUCACCUGCACCAUGAAGGCUGUCAUCUUCGCCGCCGUUGUCGCCUUGGCCGCCGCCGCCAAGCUGCCUGGAGCGCCAGCACCUACCCCCGUCCCCAUCAUCCACCAGGCCCAGGUGAAUCCCGAGCUCGGUACUCACAACUUUGAGUUCGAAUCUGGCAACGGCAUCGUGAUACAGGAGUCAGGAUCUGAAGGCACCCUGGGGGGAGCCAACCGCAUCGGCCAGUUCAGCUACCCCCAAGAGGACGGCACACUGGCUGUGGUCCAGUUCGUGGCUGACGAGAACGGUUUCCAGCCCCAGUCCAGCCUGCUGCCCGUGGCCCCCGCCUUCCCCCACCCCAUCCCCCAGUUCGUCCUCGACCAGAUCGCCUUCGCUGAGGCCGAGAAGGAACGCAAGGCUCGUGAGGGCAAGCCCCAGUGAGCCUUCAUCUUUUCUCCCUUUCUCCAGAAUCGACCCGGUCAGACGGUGACUGUCUCUGUCUAACAGCCGGUGACCUAAUAUGACUUAUUGUGUAUUUAUUCUCACGAAUGUGUAAAUAAAUUAUUUACAACAUA
Molecule: messenger RNA, 619 nt
Organism: Homarus americanus (American lobster)
Lineage: Eukaryota; Metazoa; Arthropoda; Malacostraca; Decapoda; Nephropidae
Product: cuticle protein AMP4-like
Exons: 3
Coding region: 78-485 (135 amino acids)
Cellular component (GO): chitin-based extracellular matrix
Molecular function (GO): structural constituent of chitin-based larval cuticle
Source: RefSeq, a predicted model, not a curated record